AUGGUAUACUCGGGCCUUCGUUCCAUUCCCAAAUUCCUUUCUAUUCGCCUCUCCUCUGGACCACCGAGAGGUGGUGGCCAGCAACGGGGGUUCCUUAUUUCUUCGAGGUCCCAUUUCUGGUCUGGGGGCCCCUCUGGCUGGGAUGGAGCUUGGAUGAUAGCGCCUUUCCACUCUACACCUCUGUCCCUCCAGUUCAUUUCUAUCUUGAGGGCAUUCCUUCCUCUGUGGGGGCAGAGGUCUUGCUCGAACUGGGGCCACCCUGCCUCCUACUCCUUCAUGGGUGAUCCAGCGGCGUUUCCCGGGCUCUUUGCUUUCCUGGUGGGUGGUAACAGCGCAUUAGUCAACUUGAUGCCUAAUUUACAGUCCCCUGUCGCCGUACACCACCGAACCUUGUGCGCGUAUUCGCCACAGGUCGUACAAUUGGCUCCCAGAGACCUGGGGUCUCCUCCCCAAUUGGUUGGACAAUCCCGAGCCAUGUGCCCAGCAAUCCAUACCGCAAGUCCCAUUCUCGUUUAUUCGGCUCUGCCUCCAAUUUUCCUCUACUUCUUCUUCCGGGUCCCGUGCCCGAACCUGCUCCUUCUUUUUCCUUAUCUUGGUGCCCCUGAGGCAUCUCGCUACGCUACCCCUUAUUCUGUCCCAAAGUCAUUCACUGUUGCGAGCUGCUUCAAUGGCCGUGGCCAGGGUGCUCGGUCCAUCCUUCAGGACGUCACCCCGCAGCUCCCUAUCGCUCAACGCAUCCAUAUCCUUCAUGGCUUCCCUAUCUCCCUGCCGGUGUCUGAACAACUUCCUAACUGCCUCAAUGGCUGUGCACUCACUGGCGUACUCUCGGACCAGGGCAGACUUCAGCUCUGUCCAAUAUCCAUUCCUGCAGCUCACCCUAAACGAGGGCAGUCUCAUGCCUCCGACCAGUCUGCGGAAUCCCAUCGUAAUUUCGGAGACUCCCACCUCUCCCUGCCCGCUACACUCAUCCUACGCCUAAUUACUACUACCUUCCCCUUAUUCAACAAGAGACAACAAAAAAAAAAAAAAGGAAAACUCGCCUCACAUAAUAUCGACACUCCAACAGAAUGCAAUGUUGAAGAAAUCGCACACAACAACUAUACACUGGCAGAUUUGCGUGCAACAAGUGAACCGAGGACCAAAAAGUUGACUUACCUUUCUCUGCUCUACGUUUUCUUGUUCUCUCUUCUUCUCUUUUUUCUUUUUUUCAAACCUUUCUGA
This is a messenger RNA of Acanthosepion pharaonis, 1221 nucleotides long. NCBI's taxonomy places the organism in Eukaryota, Metazoa, Mollusca, Cephalopoda, Sepiida, Sepiidae. The record is from the annotation of a GenBank genome assembly.